CACCCACAGCAGUGCAGCCACACCUGCACGCUAAACCCAGAUGCAUUUUGAAAGAAAGCUACAGAUUUAGUUUGUCCUUUAUGUUUCUGAUGUUUUUAUUUUCCUGUCUGUUUGUGGAGUGUUAGAGCUAAUGCUAGCUCUACAAAUGAUUCCCAUGGUUUGCUCUCAAUAACCGCUUGCUUUCUAAAGUUUUGGGUAAGGGCUCUGUCUCCUGUAGAGUGUGUAUCCAGACACCGAGGCAGUGUGGAGAGAGAGCCCUGAGGUAGUAGUGUUCAUCUGAACUUGGUGACCUCUCACCUGGUUGACAGCCUUGUGAUGCCGGCCUGCCUGUCACAUGAAUCUUUCAGAGGUUAAGGGGACCCCUGACAUUUCACUGGGUCUGGGGUUGCUCACAACUGUCUGCCGCUCCAGAGCCAAGUUUUACUGUAUGACUUGGUGGUUUGUAAUGAUAAGGGCAUAUUGCAGACAGUUGAUGUUCUGAUGCUGGUGUACUCUUUUGGAGACCUCAUACAUUUUAGUCAUUUGGCAGACACUCUUAUCCACUGUUUUAUUUUACCUUCAUUUAACUAGGCAAGUCAGUUAAGAACAAAUUAUUAUUUUCAAUGACGGCCUAGGAACAGGCCUUGUUCAGGGGCAGAACAACAGAUUUUUACCUUGUCAGCUCGGGGAUUUGAUCUUGCAACCUUUCGGUUACUAGUCCAACGCUCUAACCACUAGGCUACCUGUGACUUAGUUAGUGCAUUCAUCUUAAGAUAGCUAGGUGGCACCACAUCUGAGUCAUAGUAAGUACAUUUUCCCCAAUAAGGUAGCCAAGUCAGUGCUAGACACACAUUUUGUUUUAUAUAUAUAUAUAUAAAGUUAUAUAUAUAUAUAAAUAUAUAUAUAUUGUUGUGGUGAGGAGUAUGGGCAGGGACUCUGCUGUCAUAGCUUCAAAGGGAAGCUGGUUCCACCAUUGGGGUGCCAGGACAGAGAAGAGCUUUGACUUGCCCUCCUAUAGGGGUGGGAGGGCCAAAAAAAAAGGUGUAGGGUUUGAGUAUAGCCUGAAGUUAGGGAGGGGCACUUCCUCUUGCUGCUCCGUAGGCAAGUACAGAAAGGCAGUGAUCUGAGCUGUUAGUUUUUUUUUUACCCAUGGCCUGAACAACUGGGUUAAAUACACAGCACCUAACUCUGAUCACUACCUCCUGGAAUUCCUCACCACUGAUCACUUAAAGAUGGGAGUUGAGGAAUAAUUGUCUCAAUGUGUGUGUAUGCAUGUUUGGGUGGUGGGUCAUUAUUUUAUUCAAAUGUAGUGCAGGAAUGCUUUGCUACGAGAAAAUGUUUGCAUUAACUCAACAUCAGUCCCUAUGGCAAGUCUGUAACUGAUGUCUUGCACAUAAGCGAUUUUGAAUUAGCUGAUUUGCUUAAACUCCUCAGUCACUUUACGAAACAUAUGUCUGUAGAAGUGCUCGCAACGGAAGUGGUCCAUCACACAGGAUUUGACACAUUAAAUACAAACUAUUUAACCGUAUUUAACACUACCCCACGUUUGUGUUGCUUCAGUAGUGUGUAAAUGCUCAUUCAUCGUUACGCCUUGACUAUUUGAUGGGAAGUUUGAGAGAAGGGCAUUUCCUAUCGUAAGAAUGCUAGGGAUGUUGAGUUUUAGGUCAUACAGGCAUCCCACUAGCAUGCCAGUGUCCGGCUUGGUAUAGGGCUGUAGGAAAACACUUGAUUCCCAUAUACUCCGUUAUAACUAAGUUGAGUGGGCUUCUUUUGAUAUAGUCUUCUACUUCAAAAGGAAUAAGGUGAGAGCAACUGUUUUUUCCCCUUACAUGUACUUAGUGCUCUGAUUCUUGACCUUUUGUUUUAAACACCAUAUCAUGGGGGUUAUUCAUUAGACUUAGUAGUACAUUUACCACCAUUUUAUAUUUUUUCAAUUCAGAAACAUGGGUAUUCUACUGUAUUUUUCCAAUAGAGGAAAAUAGGUGAUUUACUGGGGGAAAUGUACUCUUUGUGUUAACAUCUUGAGUAUAAAGCAUGUAUACAUCAAUCUAAUCAGGAAUUCUUAACUGUUUUUACAUUCUACAUAUGGCUGUUGCAUUUUGUGAACAACCCCCAUUUUGUUUUAAGGAAGUGGGAUUUCAUUUUGUGAAGUUGCCAUUUUCAUCAUCUACUGUGUUUCCUCCCAAUGUGCUACCUUCCUUCCCAUCCAUGCAGACUUUCUUUUUGGUGGUGGCAUCACCGAGGGACCCCUGAUGUUAGUAAGGAAAACAAAACCACAAACUUUUUCACAUCGAAGUGAAUCUCACCACAGCCUCUCACUGUGUGUGGACAACUGUCCCCUGCAACCUAUCACCUCUGCUUCAAAGACUGUAUACAAUCUGAAUAUUUUGAUGCUCACUUGUUGUAUUUUUUUCUUGUUUGUAUUUUUAAUUUUAUUUUUGGUUUGUAAAUCUAUUUAAAACCAAAAUAAAGAUAUUUCUUAGAGGUUUGAGCUGUUUCUUAUAGCAGGAGUGAAUGGAUAUAUUCUAAUAGAUUUUAUAACUGUUUAUGGUGUAAUAUAUUUUCAUUGAAUAAUGAUCAUUGAAUACGAUUCUUAGCUCGCAAUUAUUCAUUAAAUACAUUUGUUUUGUGUUCUCUUUUAUAGAUACUGUGGGGACGUAUUACCUGAGACAAUGGGAAUCUAUGACUCUGGGAUAACUCUGAGACACUUGGGAAUGUAUCACUCAGGGAGAACUCUGAGACAGAGAAACACCCCCGUAUCUCACUUGCUGAAGCCCAGUGGGACCAUGUGGGUUCUGGACAAGAUCCGUGGGUCGGUAGAAACCACUGUACUCCGGAGGGGGGAGAAUGGGGACAAGGAGGGCAAUACUCCAGCCUACAGCAAUGUUCUCACCCCUGAUAAGAUCCCUGACUUCUUUAUUCCCCCCAAGCUGGUCUCCUGCCCCCCAGAGCCUGAGACCCUGGACGUCGUCAAGCCCAAGGAAGGCCUUUGGCUCUCGGCCUCUGAGCAGACCAUUGGCAGUAAGAAAAUCAGCAGUCCUCAAAGUCCUCGUCUGGUCGUCAAGCUGGCUGGGGACACCAAGAACCUGCUGAGGGCAGCAAACCGUCACAUCAUCCAGAUAGAGAGCGCUGAUGAUGUGGUGGCAGGGGACACCAAUGCUGACCCUCAGUCUCAGACUGCUAUGUCACUGCCCUACGUCCCCAAGACCCAGACCUCCUAUGGUUUUGCUACUCUGAUGGAGAGCCCCCACACCCGCCGCAAGGAGUCGCUGUUCCACUGUGACCAGACCAGCCCUCUGACCUCCCCCAACUGCCAGCGGAAGGGGAAGAGCAGCGUCAGCGAGGGCAACCACCUCAACCCCGCCUCUCACAACCCGUACCGCUACUUUAGUGGAGGGGAGAGUGACACCUGUUCCUCGGCUGAGUCCUCUCCCUUCAGCUCCCCGCUGCUCUCCCGCUCUGCCUCGCUGCUCAAGAUCUUCACACAUGAGACGCAGGCCAAGGUGGUGAAGGCCAAGAGCAAGUUUGCCCGCCACAGCUCCUUAUCCACAGACGAGUGCAGCUCGGCUGAGCCCAGUCCCAACGUGCCGCGGCGUCUCCACUCCCCUUCCCUCCACGGCAGUGGGCCGUCGGACCGUGAGCACACCAUUAACCUGCAGAAUGGCGGCAGGGUGAGGCUAAGCGCCGACUACGAUGCCGGCACAGCCCGCCUGCGCAUCCGUGUUCUGGCUGCCGAAGAGCUAUACGACAAGGUGUAUGACAUCAAGAGCAUCAACUGCUGCGUGUCGCUGUACCUGAACCCUGGCAAGCUGCAGAAACAGAGGAGCACUAUCAUCAAGAACAGCCGGAAUCCUGUGUUCAAUGAGGACUUCUUCUUUGACUCGGUGACCUCAGUGCAGGUGAAGAACCUGGCAGUGAAGAUCAAGGUGGUGAAUAAGGGCACCAGCCUGAAGAGAGACUUUCUGCUCGGGGAGAGAGAGAUCCCUCUGGAGAAGCUGAUCCAUGACCUCUAGAUUUGUUCUGGAGAUACAGAACAGAACUUUGACUGACACUGAAUGAGACUAUGACUGAUAAAGUGCAUGCAUGGAAGAGAUAUAAUUGGGAUUGAUGUUUCCUUGGUGCCCCACAGAGAACUGUCUGAAAGGUCUAGCAGCUCGUCUCUUAGAUGGUCACCUCCUCGACCUUCUCUUCCCUGAGCCUGCAGCCCUGCACAGCCCAACCUCCAGAUCAUGUGGUGGACAAUCAAAUAUGGCACAGGUCAAAAGACACCCGCACAUUUGAUUGACUCACUUUUUGUACUCUCUUGAUCUCAACGUUUUAUGUUGCAUAGUUGUAACUUAAUGUGACUCAUCCUCAGACGAUUCAGUGUUUAUUCAGUUCAGCACUACAACACCUUUAUGUAUCAGUGGGUCUACUAUAUCCUGAUUGUUGUUGCCAUCUACAGUACCACCUGGAGGGAGGGCCAAUCUGUGAUGUGACCACAAUGUCCCAAACCUGGAGGAUAGAGAUCAGACAUCCCCGUAUGCAUCCUCAUCCGCUUGGCAUGAAUAUGUAAAUGCAGUUAUGCAUUAGCAGUUUGUACUUCAGUUUCAUAACACUCACAAACCAUAGAGAGAGAGAGAAUGCAUGUCAUUUUAAAGAGUGUUUACCAAGUGGUUGAACUUGAUUUUAUACAUAAAUGUGGUAUUUGUGUGAGACAUCUGACUCAGUAUGGUGUAUGUGUGAAUUUGUUAUCAAGAUACAAUAUUAUGACUUGUUUGUUAAUUGUUUGUUUGUUAACUGCUCUCUGCUGGAGAGUGAAUGAUUGGCAGCCCCCCUGUGUAGACAAGCCACCAGGUGAGUAAACUGAGAAAGGCAAAAAAAAUUAACAAUAACACAACAAUAUUUGACAUGAAGGAUAGUCUUCUAUUCUCUGCAUGUGCUCUGCGGUCCUUUAAAAUGAAUUAGAAUAAAUGUGGUCUGAUUGCAAUUUCAAGUAGGAGACAGAGGUUGUUUCUGAGGAUGGUUGAAGGGUCAACACACCGAUCAGUCGUUGAGAUAUGUAGUCAUCUAACCAUGUCAGACAUGACUGAUUACAGUAUGUAGCCAGUGUUUUUGUGGGUUACAUUCCUGUUAUGUUCAAACCUCGACUAUACAAAAGAGCUCUCCACAAAACCAUUGCUUUUCUCCAAGCUUAUACUUUAUAUAACUCUUGUUGCUGUAUGUGUGAUCAUUUUGUUAUUGUGAAAAAUCAGUAUGAUACUAUAAAAUAAUCUAUUUGUGGGUG
Molecule: messenger RNA, 5245 nt
Organism: Salvelinus fontinalis (brook trout)
Lineage: Eukaryota; Metazoa; Chordata; Actinopteri; Salmoniformes; Salmonidae
Product: C2 calcium-dependent domain-containing protein 4C-like
Exons: 4
Coding region: 2652-3992 (446 amino acids)
Source: RefSeq, a predicted model, not a curated record